This is a messenger RNA of Batrachochytrium dendrobatidis JAM81, 1107 nucleotides long. RefSeq lists its product as uncharacterized. Gene Ontology annotation, molecular function: S-adenosylmethionine-dependent methyltransferase activity. Lineage: Eukaryota; Fungi; Chytridiomycota; Chytridiomycetes; Rhizophydiales. The record is from RefSeq and is a predicted model, not a curated record. The transcript is spliced from 5 exons. The coding region runs from base 1 to 1107 and encodes 368 amino acids.
AUGGAUCAUUCAUCCAUUCACCGACUGAAUGAUGACGAUCUGUUGCAGGAACAACAGCAUCUAGCUCAAGUGGUUGCUACAUAUAAUGCAUACCGACGCUCAUCCAUUCUCGUUCUUGAACACAAGAUAGCUGCCAUUCCACAAAAACCCCUUUACGACCAAGUUCGAGCCAGACUUCAUUCCCAUAUACAUUGCAUCAACCAUAAUGCCCAUCUAUUAAAUUUGAUUACUAGCGAGCACCAAAAUGAGUUUCUGCAGUCAUUAUUGCCUGAUAAUGGUCAAAAGGAUGAGACUGACCAACAUAACAAACAGUCGAACAAACAGUCGAACAAACAGUUGGACAAACAGUCGAACGAUCAUUCGCAAAAAUAUACGCAGCUUCAGUUAAAGGUUUCAGAUGAUUAUCAUAUUACUGAGGGUGAUCUAAGCAAAGUCCAAUCAACAAUCAGACAGUUUGUACGAGAUUGGUCUGAAGAGGGACGAGUCGAACGGACAAAUGUCUAUGGUCCCAUUCUAGACUUUAUGAAUUUAUAUUAUGCUCAUGUUCCGCUGCAAGAGAGAGGGGAAAUUCAUGUUUUGAUACCUGGAUCUGGCUUAGGCAGGCUGGUAUUUGAAACUGUUGCCAACGGAUUCUCUUGUCAAGGAAACGAAUUCUCCAUGUAUAUGCUUCUUGCUUCCAAUUUUAUUCUAAAUAUGCCAGAACGUGCACACGAGUUUACGAUAUAUCCUUGGAUUCAUAGCUUUUCAAACAUUCCUUCAGCAGCAAAUCAGCUUCAAGCAAUACAGAUUCCUGACAUUCUUGUCAGCGAUCAUGUUCCCCCAACCGUAUCGUUUUCAAUGGUGGCGGGGGAUUUCAUUCAAAUCUACGGAGCUCCAAAUCAAAAAGAUCAAUGGGAUGUGGUGGCUACGUGUUUCUUUAUUGAUACGGCCAAGGACUUGACACAGUAUUUGGCAGUCAUCAAGCAUGCACUCAAACCAAAAGGCAUAUGGAUCAAUGUGGGACCGCUGUUAUAUCAUUUUGAAGGGAAUGCAGAUGCAGUGGAGUUUACACUGGAAGAAGUGAAACAUCUCAUCACAGAGUUUGGAUUCGUAAUUCAAGUUGAGUAA